Messenger RNA from Penicilliopsis zonata CBS 506.65, 1890 nucleotides. RefSeq lists its product as hypothetical. The transcript is spliced from 2 exons. Gene Ontology annotation, molecular function: ATP hydrolysis activity; ATP binding. The record is from RefSeq and is a predicted model, not a curated record. Bases 1 to 1890 code for a protein of 629 amino acids. Lineage: Eukaryota; Fungi; Ascomycota; Eurotiomycetes; Eurotiales; Aspergillaceae.
AUGGUCUCCGCUUCCAAGGCUGCUCGUCUCGCCAAGCGUGCCGCUGAUGGCGACAAGAAGAAGACUUCGCGUGUCUCGUCGAAAAAUGCCUCCAAGGCGGCGUCGGUGAACGGCGAUGAGAACCCUAUGUUGGAUGCCGAUGGCAACCCUCUCCCCGAGGAGGAUCAGCCCGCCACCACUGAGGAGAAGAUGAAGGAGGUCGAGAAACUCACUGCACAGCUGGACAAGCAUGGGUUGUCCGAUCGAGUCACGACCGGUGUGCUUUCUUCCAUGGCAGCUUCUCGCGACGUGAAGGUCACAUCCGCUUCGUUGGUGUUCCACGGAAAGGUCUUGAUCACCGAUUCCACCCUUGAACUGAACUUUGGCCGCCGUUAUGGUCUCCUCGGUGAGAACGGUUGCGGCAAGUCGACUCUGCUCAAGGCCAUUGACGCUCGCGAGUACCCCAUCCCGGACCACAUCGAUAUCUACCUCCUCAACGAGGGUGCCCCCCCAAGCGACCUGGGUGCCUUGGAAUGGGUCGUCACGGAGGCACAGAACGAGCUGGAUCGCAUGGAAAAGCAGGCUGAAGAAGUUCUUGAGAAGGACGGCCCUGACAGCCCGAUCUUGGAGGACUUGUACGACCGUAUGGACAAAAUGGAUCCUUCGACCUUCCACACUCGUGCUUCCUUGAUUUUGACCGGUCUGGGUUUCAACAAGACGACGAUCCAGAAGAAGACCAAAGAUAUGUCCGGUGGUUGGCGGAUGCGUGUCGCUUUGGCCAAGGCUCUGUUCGUCAAGCCUUCCCUGCUUCUGCUCGAUGACCCGACCGCCCACUUGGACUUGGAAGCCUGUGUGUGGCUGGAGGAGUAUCUGAAGAAGUGGGAACGUACGCUGGUCUUGGUGUCGCACUCGAUGGAUUUCCUGAACGGUGUUUGCAGCAACAUGAUCGACAUGCGUAUGAAGCAACUGCUCUACUACGGUGGUAACUACGACUCGUACCACAAGACCCGGGCCGAACAGGAGACCAACCAGAUGAAGGCCUACACCAAGCAGCAGGAGGAAAUCGCUCACAUCAAGAAGUUCAUCGCCUCCGCCGGUACAUAUGCCAACCUGGUCCGACAGGCCAAGUCCCGCCAGAAGAUUCUCGACAAGAUGGAGGCCGACGGUUUCAUCCAGCCUGUCGUCCCCGACAAAGUCUUCACUUUCCGCUUCGCCGAUGUGGAAAAGCUGCCCCCUCCGGUGCUUGCAUUCGACGAUGUCUCGUUCUCUUACUCCGGCAAGUGGGAGGACACUCUGUAUGAGCACUUGGAUCUCGGUGUGGACAUGGACUCACGAACGGCCCUGGUCGGCCCUAAUGGUGUCGGCAAGUCUACCCUCCUCCGCCUCAUGACCGGCAAGCUCAGCCCCAUUGAGGGUCGUGUCAGCCGCCACACCCACUUGAAGCUGGGUAUUUACAGCCAGCACUCUGCCGAGCAGCUGGACCUGACCAAGUCCGCCCUCGACUUCGUCCGUGACAAGUUCUCCACGCAGUCCCAGGAUUACCAGUACUGGCGCCAGCAGCUCGGCCGCUACGGCCUCAGCGGUGAGGCCCAGACCGCUCUGAUGGGAACCCUCUCCGAGGGUCAGAAGAGUCGUAUCGUCUUCGCCCUGCUGGCCAUCGAGUCGCCCAACAUGAUCCUGCUGGACGAACCGACGAACGGUCUGGAUAUCCCCACGAUCGACAGUUUGGCGGACGCCAUCAACGCAUUCAGCGGUGGUGUCGUUGUCGUCUCUCACGACUUCCGUCUCCUCGACAAGAUCGCCAAGGACAUCCUGGUGUGUGAACACAAGACCGUGCGCCGGUGGGACGGCUCCAUCGGCGAGUACAAGAACUACCUGCGCAAGAAGAUGAUUUCAGAGGGUGCGGUCUAA